AUGGAACCUAGCGGGUCUGGAACAGUGGCUUUAACAGAUCGAGAUCCUGAUGAUAAAACUACGGUAAGUUAUUCUAACUAUCUUAUAAUCAAUUUCUAACAGAAAAUUAAUUUCAGUUCAAUGAUUUGCCAGUUCGUAUUAUAGAGCUAAUUUUCGAAUAUUUGGAGACCUACGAAAUAGUGAAAAUGAGAAGAGUUCUACCGGCUUUUAAAGAUUAUGUGGAUAGAUUACCGAAGAAGAAAAAGGUAAGGAUUUGGGGCCAAAAAAGGCCGGAGAUUAUAACUCACCAAAAACUAUUCUUUGAUUUAUGAGAAAUGAGGUUCCUAAUGGAAAAAUCCACGUCAAAACUGAAAUUAGGUCACGAAUUUUUUUUCGGAAUUUUUAUGAUGAAAAAUUCUAUUUCUAGCAGAUUUAAAGUAUUAUGUUUCAGUUCGAUUCGUCCAUUUCAAACAUUUAUUCACAAUAACGAAUUUACAUUCAGCCGAAAGGAUCUUUCGCCAAGAUUUCGAACCUUAGAUUAUCCUUUAACUCCUAUGAAAUACUAUCAAAUUUACGAAGAUGUUCAACUGAAUUGGAUUCGACCUUAUACAGUUACCUAUGAAUCAUCAAAUGUUCUCGAAAGUUCCGCAAAAUUUCGAGAAUUUUUGAAAAAUGUCUGGAAAUUUAGUGUUUUUAGUAUUACAAAAGGCGAAAAGUGUGUGGAAAACUUUUGUAAGAACAUGGAAUUCAUGGAAAAUCUUCAAGACUUUGCAUGUUAUGAUGAAACAUUGAAGGAGGAAGAAUUGGUGAAAAUACUUUCAAGUUUGAAAACCAGUAGUGAUUUCGAACUAACUCUUCAUCAAAAUCUACCAUUUUUGACGAAACCAAUUAUCGAUGAAUUUUUCAAUAUAAGUUACGGCAAAAAAACGGUUCUCUACAUUGGAACUGAAAAUCCCAGAGGAACCCAAUUUGAAGGACCGGAAGACAUGUGGAGAGAUGGACUAUUUCGAUUCUUCGACUAUAGAUACGAAGAAGAAGAAGUUGGAGACAAUAGAAAAACAUUGAAUUUUCCAAAUUGCAAAAGAUCCACUGCAGAAGCGAUUAUAUCGGUUCUUCAUCAAAAAUUCAACUAUCAAUCGAUUGUUCGCAAAAUGUCGGGGUUCAUCUCACUCCGUUUUGGAAAUCGGAUUUUACAGUGUAAAUAUAAUUUGUUUCAAUAA
Messenger RNA from Caenorhabditis angaria, 1199 nucleotides. The record is from the annotation of a GenBank genome assembly. Lineage: Eukaryota; Metazoa; Nematoda; Chromadorea; Rhabditida; Rhabditidae.